Messenger RNA from Dinoponera quadriceps, 2230 nucleotides. RefSeq names its product cytochrome P450 4C1-like. Bases 16 to 1545 code for a protein of 509 amino acids. NCBI's taxonomy places the organism in Eukaryota, Metazoa, Arthropoda, Insecta, Hymenoptera, Formicidae. Gene Ontology annotation, molecular function: oxidoreductase activity, acting on paired donors, with incorporation or reduction of molecular oxygen; heme binding; monooxygenase activity. The transcript is spliced from 12 exons. The record is from RefSeq and is a predicted model, not a curated record.
AUUAUUUCAAUCAACAUGAUUAUCGCCUUACUGCUAACAUGUCUCUUUCUCGCAAUCUUAUAUCAUUACACUAUACAUCUUGGAAGAAACGGACGAUUUAUUGAUUGUAUACCAGGACCAGUGACACUUCCUAUUUUAGGCAAUAUUCAAGGUUUGAAUGCCUCACCAGAGGAAUUGUGGUAUCUUAUACGCGGAUGGAUGGGUACAUAUUAUCCAGUUUGGAAAUAUUGCGUUUUCAGUAUGCCCAACAUUUGCAUUUGCAAUCCAGACGACAUGGAAAAAAUACUAAACAGCACGAAACAUAUCGUGAAAGGCUUCGAAUACAAACUUUUGAAACCUUGGUUAGGCGAAGGACUUCUUACUAGUAAAGGAAUGAAGUGGCAACAAAGGCGGAAGAUAUUAACGCCCGCAUUUCAUUUUUCUAUAUUAAAACAAUUCGUUGAGAUCUUGAUUGAGGAGGGCAAUCGCGCAGCGAAAUCAUUCAAGAAUACAGAGGAAUCGGUUAUCGAUGACUUGCUACAUUUUACCAGUCACCAUACAUUAAAUGCUAUAUGUGAAACUUCGAUGGGCACCUCAUUGCAAGAUGUAGGUUCUUCUCACGAAGAAUAUCGUCAUACGGUUCAAGAUAUGGGCAAAUUUGUGGUCAGCAGAUUUUUCAAACCAUGGCUUUUGAAUGACACAAUAUUCAAUUUAACGUCAAUGGGUAGGACACAUAAUAAAUAUCUCAACAUCUUGCACUCAUUCACCAGAAAAAUUAUCACAGAAAGAAAGCUUUAUCACGAACAAACUAAAUGGCAGUAUUUGAAAAACUUUGAAAACGACAUAGGAAUGGAAAACGAAGAAGUAAUAGGGAUUAAAAAGAAACGAAUGGCCAUGUUGGAUAUUUUAAUAGCGGAAUCUGGCAAGAAUGGACUAAGUGAUUCAGAUAUCAGAGAAGAAGUCGAUACCUUUGUGUUCGAGGGUCACGAUACUGUAGCAAUAGCAUCAUGUUUCACUCUACAACUGUUAGCUGAGCAUAAAGAUAUCCAGGAUCGUGUAAGAAACGAAAUUUCUGAGGUGAUGCAGGAAAAUGAUGGAAAGCUUACUAUGAAGGCAUUACAGAAUAUGCCAUAUUUGGAGAUAUGUUUGAAAGAAUCGUUGAGAAUGUAUCCUAGUGUUACUUUUAUAUCGCGUAUCUGUACCGAAGAUGUAAAAUUACAUUCAUAUUUGGUGCCUGAAGGCACAACGGUGCAUCUCUUUAUCUACGAUCUUCAUCAUGAUGCUAAGAUUUGGCCGGAUCCGGAGGUAUUUAAUCCAGACAGAUUUUUACCAGAGAAUAUAAGGAAUCGUCAUCCUUAUUCCUAUUUACCAUUCAGCGCGGGACCACGAAAUUGCAUUGGUCAACGAUUCGCUCUGUUGGAAUUAAAAGCUUUGAUAGCUCCUCUGGUGUACAAUUUCUACUUAGAGCCCAUUGAUUAUUUGAAGGAUAUCCGACUGAAGCUGGAUUUUGUACUGCGUGCUGUACGUCCGAUUCGCAUGAAAGUCAUUCCGAUUAAACGUACAUAAUCAUUUAAUGUAAAUACUGAUUGGCCAGAAAUAAUCGAUCAAAUUUUUAUAUAUCAAACGACGCCUGAGAAACUCGCUAGGAUAUCUGAUAUGCAAAUUAUAAAUAACAGGCCAACGAUACGCUACGCUAAAGAAAAAGGAUGUAAUAUUCUCUUCCGAGUGCAAUUUCUACUUAGAAUUAAUCGAUUGACUUUAAAGAAUAAGCACAUAAUCCUUGGUCUGGUGUUCUCUCCAACGAAGAAGCGUCAGGUUCAAUUUCGUAAACAUCAUGUACACAUAUAAUUUGUCUCAAAGAAACCGCAUGAAUUGAGCACGAAUUCUGCGAUUGUAAUAAACAAAUGCGGAUAUGUCACCAAAAACGAAGGAUUGUUGAUUUGACCAUUCUAUUUAAUAUUAUAACUAUAAUAUAUAUUUACGUUAGUUGUAACACAAAGUAAGUUUAUUAAGAAUACUUUGAAACUUAUAUUAGGUGGACUCGGGUUAUAAUAGAAAUGACAAGGUUUACACAAAUUUUAAACGUAUUAAAAAUAAAUAAAUAAUUACCUUCAACGAGAUUGGUUUUAUACCAAAAUAUUCUUGGAUUAUUCAUUAUAAGGAAAACAUAUGUUUUAUAGCGAGAAAAUGAUUUAAAAGGACAAAAUUAUUAUUUUGCUGAAAGCGGGUAUUAACAUUGUUAUGCUUUUUA